This is a messenger RNA of Phanerochaete carnosa HHB-10118-sp, 780 nucleotides long. RefSeq lists its product as uncharacterized. The transcript is spliced from 2 exons. Gene Ontology annotation, molecular function: oxidoreductase activity, acting on CH-OH group of donors; flavin adenine dinucleotide binding. The record is from RefSeq and is a predicted model, not a curated record. Bases 1 to 780 code for a protein of 259 amino acids. NCBI's taxonomy places the organism in Eukaryota, Fungi, Basidiomycota, Agaricomycetes, Polyporales, Phanerochaetaceae.
AUGAGAUUGUCUUGUGUGGAUUCAUUGCGAGCCCGCAGGGUAUACGCAGGUGCUUAUGCUGAGAAAAUUAUUCGCGACCAAGAAGAUGCUCAAAACUUAUUCUUCGGGCACGGCCUUUUCUUCUUCCCGAAUUUACAGCCUUUUGUGUUCGCACAGUCCCAGUAUCUCGACCAGGAUUUCAAAACCGUGCCGCCCGAUGCUUCCGCACCCGACGCCCAUCUUGUUUCAAAUACUCCCGACAUCGAAAUCAUACAUAUCCCCUACUAUACUUGGGAGUUCCGGAAGAUGAAGGACGACAAGGGUGCCAUGCCUUUCUUCUGCGUAUUGCUCAAGCCGCACUUGCGCGGUGCGGUGCGCCCGACGUCGGUCGACUCCUGCGCCCGCCCGGCGUGUGACCUAACUUCUCUGAGUGACGAGCGGGACUGGUUUAUGCUGCGUAACGCUAUUCGACUCGGACUCGCCAUAGCGUGUAAGGCCAAGGAGGGUGACUAUUCUCUCUAUGUCAUGUUGCAGCCAGAAAGCGAGACCAAUGAUGCCAUCUACACCUUCGUGCACAAGAGUAUUCGCAUGACGUUUCACUACUCAUUGACGUACCGCAUGGUCCCCGAGGCUGAAGGAGGCAUCGUCGAUGAUGAGCCGCGUAUGUACGGCAUUGAAGAUUUGCGCAUCGCUGAGGCAAGUAUCUUCCCAACUAUACCCGCAACACACCUUCAGGUAUCCACGGCGAUGGUCGCUGCACGGUGCGCGGACUUCCUCAAGAACGCUCGGUCUUCGAAGUAA